UACUUAAGUUAGCUCCAGCUUCUGCUAAAAAUGCACAGUUAUAUUAAUUGGUCAAUACGUCCCCAGUGGCUUAAAGCAUGACAGCCGGCGCUGUCGUGAUGCUCCAUCGUCCUUAGGAAGUUUACUGUCAGACUUGGAAGGAAAUGGUCCGUCUGUUUAUGCAGAUAGCGGCGGUGAAGAUAUACGCAACGUGCCGCACCAUCCGCUUGAAACGGCUUUAAUACGGCAAUCGGGCUCUUUACUAACUAUACUCGCCGCUGAAAUAUAUUCAUAUAUAUGUAAAAUAGUUAAAAAAAGACAGAGGCGCGCCCUUGGUGUCGACGGGAAGUGCGCGCAUUUGGGCGCCUGUCAGUGGGCUAUCUUUCAGAAGCAGGACAGGUGAGUGUCUGUUGUGGCUGAAGGCUGGUUCUGCUGUCUUACCGCCAUGUCUCAAGAGCACUCACCCCUGCUGCCCAAUGGGGCGUGGAGCAGGCCGGUGAUCUCAGUGACCCCGGCCCCGCGAGCGUCUGUAUCUGGGCGUGAGGAGAUGGGCCUGUUGAACCCGGAGCCGGCGCCCACCACACACCGCAGCCUCAACACCUUCUUUGGGGUGUUCGUGCCCACCGUACUGUCCAUGUUCAGCAUCGUGCUCUUCCUCAGGACAGGUUUCGUCCUGGGCCACGCCGGCCUUCUGCAGGCCCUCCUCAUGCUCUGCGUGGCCUACGUCAUUGUCUCGCUGACCGUCCUGUCAGUCUGUGCCAUCUCCACCAAUGGUGCUGUACAGGGGGGCGGGGCUUACUUUAUGAUCAGCCGCUCGCUGGGGCCCGAGUUUGGCGGCAGCAUCGGCCUGAUGUCCUACCUGUCCAAGGUGUGCGCGUGUGGCGUCUACGUGCUGGGGUUGGUGGAGGCCAUCCUGAACAUCUUCGGCAGGGAUCCAGCCUCCCAGGUCUCCGAGGGCCUACACGUGCUCCCCCAGGGAUACUGGUACACGGUGCUAUACUCGUCUGCGGUGUUACUGGUCUGCCUGGUGAUCUGCCUGGUGGGAGCCCACAUCUACUCCCGGGCCGCCUUCCUCAUCUUCCUGGUGGUGACCAUUUCGCUGCUCUCCAUCUUCAUCAGCCCGCUGGUUCUGGGGCCGCGCAAUUUCACCUUCAGCCACCAGGGCGGCGGCAACCACACCCGCGUCUACAACGCCAGCUUCACUGGCUUCAACAGCACCACACUGCGGAACAACUUGGGCCCGGGAUACACCUUGGACUACAGCACAGACACUAUCAUGUCCUUCGCCACCGUGUUUGCCGUCAUGUUCACCAGCUGCACCGGCGUCAUGGCCGGGGCGAACAUGUCAGGAGAGUUAAAGAACCCCAGCGCCUCCAUCCCCAAGGGCACCAUCACCGCUGUCCUCUACACCUUCUUCGUCUACGUGCUCCUCUUCCUCUUGGUCAGCUCCACCUGUGACAGGGUCUUGCUGGUCCAGGAUUACGGUUUCUUCCAGCGCAUCAACAUCUGGCCACCCUUCGUCAUCAUCGGCGUAUACUGCGCCUCGCUCUCCGCUGCCAUGUGCUGCCUGAUUGGUGCCUCCCGCAUCCUGCACGCUCUGGCGAAGGACCAGCUCUUCGGUCGGCUUCUGGCCCCAGCUGCCAUCACCUCCAGCUCGGGGAACCCGUGGGUGUCGGUUCUGUGUACCUGGGCUCUGGUGCAGUGCGUGGUUUUCGCUGGGCAGCUGAACACCAUCGCCGGCCUCGUCACCGUGUUCUACCUGCUAGCCUACGCCGCCGUCGACCUGGCUUGCCUCAGCCUUGAGUGGGCAUCAGCCCCCAACUUCCGACCCACCUUCCAGUACUUCUCCUGGCACACCUGCUUCCUGGGCAUCGUCAGCUGCGUGGUCAUGAUGUUCGUCAUCAACGCCGUCUACUCCUCAGCCAGCAUAGUGCUGCUGCUGCUCCUGCUGCUGUUCCUGCACUACAGAGCCCCCACCAGCAGUUGGGGCUACAUCAGCCAGGCGCUCAUCUUCCACCAGGUGCGCAAGUUUCUGCUGAUGCUGGAUGUGCGGAAGGAGCACGUGAAGUUCUGGAGGCCACAGGUGCUGCUGAUGGUGGCCAACCCACGUUCCUCUGGACACCUCGUCACCUUCGUGAACCAGCUAAAGAAGGGUGGCCUGUUUGUGCUGGGACACGUGCAGCUGGGGGACCUGGAUGUCCUGCCCUCGGAUCCCAUCCAGCUCCAUUAUAACUACUGGCUGAGCCUGGUGGACAAGCUGGAGGUGAAGGCCUUUGUGGACCUCACACUGUCCCCCUCCGUCCGACAGGGGACACAGCACCUGCUGCGCAUCACUGGCCUCGGUGGCAUGAAACCCAACACGCUGAUCUUGGGCUUCUAUGAUGACUGUGCACCUGAUGACUACUUCCUGCAGGACCCCGCCUUCUCUGAGGGGUCCUGGGCCCGCCGGGGGGAGGACAACUUCGGCGUGGACCUGUCUUCGUUCCGGACCCACUUCCCCCCUGUGCGUGGAGCUGGCUCUCCCCGCUGGCUCUCCCCGGAGGAGUACGUGGGCAUCAUCUCAGAUGCCAUCAAGAUGGGCAAGAACGUGUGCCUGGGCCGUUACUUCUUCCAGUUGGAGGGGGCGUGGCUUCAGCCGCGGAAGGGCGGGGCUGACAGGACUGUGGACGUAUGGCCGCUGGACUUGCUGCGGCCCGAGAGUAGCGGCUGCGUGGAUGUCGGCGUUCUCUUCCUGCUGCAGAUGGCGUGUGUGCUCAACAUGGCCACCGGGUGGCGCCGUGCCCAGCUGCGCAUCUUCCUGUGCGUGGAGGAGGCCAAGGCGGGCAACCAGGGCUGGGUGACCAAGGAGGAGACGCUGCGAGAGCUGCUGGGGAAGCUGCGCAUCCGGGCGUCCAUCGAGAUCGUGCCCUGGGACGCGGUGCUGAGACUGCAGGGUGGGACAGGGGGCGGGGCUGGGACAGGGGGCGGGGCUGGGGCUGGGACCUCCCCUAGCUUUACAAAAUCCAGAGACUUCCUGUCUGGUCUGAAUGGCCUGCUGAUGAAGCACAGUGCCCAGGCCGCGGUCCGCUUUCUGUUCCUGCCCCGCCCCCCAGCAGACCCCAGCCAAUCACAGCAGUACUUGGCAGAGCUGGACGCUCUGACGGAUGGGCUCGGCCCCACCCUCCUGAUCCAUGGCGUCACGCCAGUGACAUGCACCGAGCUCUAAGUGGGUGCCGUCAGAGGGCCUGUACAGAAAUUUAGUUACUUUAGAAUGUUUUACUGGAUCAUCCUUCCACAUCCACCCUUCAGAUGGGAGGGGAGCGAAAGUUUGCUGAAUGCACAGCAGGGGGCAAACUACUGAAACUAAAGACCAGAAAUUCCAGGUAUCUGUGGGGGGGGGAGGGGGGCAAUCCCAGCCAGUGCCAGGCCUGUGCCAAAGUGCAUCUGUUCUCAGAACUAUCAAACACCAUGGGCACAUUACUACUGUAGAUAUUUGCAUAAAAUGGUGUAGCCAGUGACCGCGCGGUUACCGUACUGUAUAGACGUGUCGUACCUGCUGAAUAAUCGGCUGGCAUCACUCAGCUCUUAUUUGCUUAGGUCACAUGACCGAGCAUCUUCAGGGAUGAGUUAGCAUGUGCUGUCAGUUUGCAGCACACCGCAGCAAUAUUGUCCGUGUCAUACCGACGUUUGUGUUCAGCACCACGUCCUUCCUCGGGGCUCGUCUCCACGUUAAUCUUCCCAGAUCGAAGGACACUCACCCGGGGUAAGGAGCUUUCUUUAAGCUAGUAUGUUCUUGUGAACCUUAUUUAAAUCAGCAGAGCCAGCUGUGAGCUCAGGCAGCGCGUGUGGCUGGUCGCAGACGCACGUUAGCAUAAUCAGCGCGAGGUUUUCGUCCUGCUGCAUUUCUGCGUAUGUAAAUGUGCUCACAUUGGGGGGGGGGGGGGGGGGUCACGUUGCCUGGAAAUGCUUUGUUGCUUUUUCAAAGCGCUGGUUCAGCAAGACCUCGUUAUCGUUAAGCCGCAGCAUCUCUUGGGAAUUGCAGCCGUUUAAGGAAAAGGAAAACGGCGAUUACAAGAGUCCUUAUUUCUGUAAAAAGCCAUUAUCGUGUAACUAACUUUGUUUGUGUCUGAAGGGCGAUGACGACAAACUUUACUUCUCCUUUUAAUAAAGUAUAUUAACUAA
Molecule: messenger RNA, 4140 nt
Organism: Paramormyrops kingsleyae
Lineage: Eukaryota; Metazoa; Chordata; Actinopteri; Osteoglossiformes; Mormyridae
Gene: slc12a9
Product: solute carrier family 12 member 9
Biological process (GO): chloride transmembrane transport; potassium ion homeostasis; chloride ion homeostasis
Cellular component (GO): membrane
Molecular function (GO): potassium:chloride symporter activity
Source: RefSeq, a predicted model, not a curated record